CGACGGUUGAGAUGAGGAACUGGCUCAUCGAACAAAGAAUGAGGGACGAAUUGCAUGUGGCAGAAGUGCAUGGCCGAGUUAUAUAUUAACCAUGGAAGCUGCCAGCGGAAAUGAACGCGGACAGAAUGCGUGAGCGCAAACGACGGCCAUGGGUGAAAGUCUUCAAACCCUCCCUACUGGCGGCGAAAUGGAUGAGAGGGGCUGUCGAGCACUUCUUUGGUCCAAUUGUUAGUGAACAGCGGGUGGACGAUGAGCAAAGAGAGUACGUGAAGUAUGUGCUGGAUGGCCCGAUGCGGAACCCGCUGAAGAGCAGCRUCGCGGUGGCUAUCGGCCCUUAUAGCUUCGAAGAGGUGAGAGUAGUAACGARWGAGACACCCUUUUGCGAGGUGUGUUUCACACAUGGUCACAUGGGGCUCCAUGGAAGAUGCUUGACGCCGGCUGAGACACUGCAGGAGAUGYACGAAAGGGAGGUGAGAAGUACUAUGGAUCCGAUCUUGCAGUCGAAUCCUCAGGAAGAAAGGAGGGCCUGGCAUGAGCUGGAGCUCCAGGUGGAUAACGCCCUCCUGAAGGAGGCCAGCAUUGCAGCGCAGGCGCGGAAGGUGGCCGCAAGCCAGGCCUGUCACGAAGAAAGCCGGAGGAAGCCGGCUAAGGGAAGAUACCGCCGGAAUGUAUUGUGGGAGGGGAGGGGAGACAACCCCAUGCAGACUGACGACCCGCACUGGCUUUUCGGAGAAGACCGGAAAAGGAAGACGGAGCAGGGGACGGAACACGAGAAAGGCUCCAAAACGGGUAGUUCACGACAAGAACAAGGGACAAAAGGCGACCAGAGAGAGAGGGACGCUGCGGCUUCGUCAGCCAAGUCCGGUAAGGAGGUCGGGGACGGCGGGCAGACACAGCCUUCAGAAGGGAUUCGGGGGGCCGCAGACGGGGGCGAGACUAGCCGGCCGAACGAAGGACAGGAGGGAACGAUUACUCAGGGAACGCACGGGCAGCAGGGGAACCGAGCUACUUCGUCCGAGAAGAAUGCUGAUGGGGGAGACGGAGGGGGGAGGGUUGGGUUAUCCGAGGGCCAAGGGGGACAAAGCRAGCGAAGGAAAGAAGCGCAGGCGGACGAUAGGCAGGUAAGGCAGGAAGGACAAGGGCAGGGCCAGGUUGAAAGGCGAGGGAAACAGGACAGCGUGGGGGAGUUGGGCGCACACGAUAGGCAGGUGAGGCAGGACGAACCAGGGCGGGGGCAGGCUGAAGGGCGAGGGGAACAUGACAGUGGGGGGGAGUCGGGUGCGCGCAGCAACCGGGCAGGUCGAUGUACGAAACAUCUACGCAGGGUGGCAUCGAUGCAAGGGAAAACUAUGGAUCAGGAGACCUCGGGACGGCAGAUUUCAUCGCAAACCUCACAAACAAGACCGAAGUGUACAAGAGAGAGGCAUCGAUCCCCCUUGGGAACCAAGGGAUAUGAACCAAGGUAUUCGCUGCGAGGAAAGGAGAAAAGAAACGAGUCACCACCGCCUUCGGGAUCGGUCCCCCUCAAGGAACCAAGCUUCGGCCUCCCGGCCGCGGGGGUGGGUGAUCAGUCAAGCUGCCAAGACGAUGACAACUCGUUGGAAUCCUCUACUACAGAGACAUCGGAUAGCUCUGAGGAUGACCAACAGUCUGUUCAUCGGUCUGCAAACCAGCAGCAGCAGCCCUGCUCAGCAGAGGGAGGGGCCCAGGGGCCUGCAAGCCAGCAGCAACAGGAGCGAUUAGUAGAAGAAGAACACCAUAGUUCGCGGGGGCAGGGGUCGGAAGAGGGGGCUACACCAGCGGAGGUGGCAAGUGCUGAGAACCGAAGUACGCAUGAGCAGGAGAGUCAGCAGCGCCAGCCGCCUGAGAGUCAGUUGGAAGGCCUGGCACGGCAGGAGCGCGCAGGGGCCAGGUUGCCUGACAUUCUUAGGGCGGGAGAGGGCUAUGCCUGCCCGAUUGUCCUAUGGCGGGCGCCAGAGGAAAUAAGGCUGCUCCUGGAGGGGACAACGGAUGUACCAAUUUUUGGAGUGGCCCGCCCACCUCGGGAACAGCAGGUGCUCAAGAAGGUGGCUGAAAGGUUGGGUCCAAGAUACGAAGUGGUGUCGCUGCCUCAGAUAUCAGCACUCCGAUUUGUGCGGGAGACUACGGGGGGGGAUGAGUAUGUCAUCUUUGUCUUCUUUGUGGAAGCCAUCCCUAAGAGACCGGGAGUUCCGAGGCUAGGAUCGACAGGCAUGCACUGGAUAUGGUUCGCCGAAGCCUAUGGCCCUGCGGCCCUCUCGCAGGACUACCACCUGGUUCAUACAACAUCUCUGGCUCUUCUCAACAGUGUUAAUGCGUGCCUGCCGCUGAUGGAACACGUGGGGGGUGUGCAGUUCCAGAAUGGAACUGAUUCGUAUAGAACAUUGCACCCGCAGGAGAGGGCCUUUACUUUCUGGAGAAACACUGUUACCCGAAGGAGUCGCAUCGACAUGAUAUGGGCGUCGGGGGAGCUGAACGAAACUGUGGAGCAAGUGCGCGUUGUACCGAUGGCCACGUCGGACCACUCAGCAGUAAUUGCGACAUUUCCGGUGGGUCGCCUGGAGGUAGGCCGCCCGCCCAAAGCCAUUCCAGCAUGGGUUUUCAAAAGCCCGGAGUAUGGCCCUGUCAUUGUUAAGUUUUGGGAGGACUGGGCCAAAGACUGCACUCAGGAACAGCUCCUGCCACAAGUUAUAAUAGCAGUGCAGAGCUUGCGGAACAUCUUGCAGAAGCUGUUGCGGGGAAACUACUCGGCGCACAAGAAGACAAUGGAGGAGCACGCCCAAAGGAUGGAGGAAUUGGCCAACGGCCCUGAGGAGGGCCAGAUGGAGGAAGAAUGGUGGGGAGAGAGAGUGGAAGCAGCACGAGGAUGGAGGGAGUGGCAGACAGAGGAAGCGGUUAAAUGGGGUAGGCGCACCAAGGAGACAUGGAUCACAUUGGGGGAACGAAUGUCAYGACAGUUCUUUGCUACAGUGGCAACGAAAAAGGCAGCACCAAUAAUGACCGCCAUGGAUCACCCCUUUGAUGGCCAGAUGGAGCAACAGCGUACUACUCGGGGAAUUUUGAAGUGCGUUACCGAUUUCUAUCGCCAACUGCUCACGGAGGAAGAGCAAUGGACUCCUGAGGAGAUGGCCGGCGAACCGGAGCUGGAUAUUUGGAGCCAUGUACAGAGCCGCCUCAAUCUUGCGGAAACUUGUAAGUUGGAAGAGGACAUCACGGAAGAGGAAGUGGUACGAGCGAUCGCAGAGCUCCCUAGGCUCAAAACGCCUGGCUUGGAUGGAAUGCCGGUGGAACUUCAUAAGGAACUCCGUACUUUUUUCGGAGUUCUGCUGACAGCAGCCUAUAACGAGGCUGUGAAGGGAGGCACCCUUCCUCAAGGCUUUGCGGAUGCGUAUGUGGUUUUACUCUUCAAAAAAGGAGCCAAGGAGGACGUGCGGAACUGGCGCCCRAUCUCCAUCCUGAAUGCGCUAUAUAAAAUACUUGCCAAAGUUUUGGCAAACCGGUUGAAGGAAGUCCUACCAAGUAUCAUUGACUCCACUCAGACCGGGUUUGUGGCAGGUCGCCAGAUCUUGUCGAAUAUUUUAUUAGCACAGCAGAUAYUGGAGGAGGAGCAAUGCACAGGUCAGGCACUGGCCUUUGUGUCAAUAGACCUUGAGAAGGCCUACGACAGGGUCAGAUGGGAAUUUUUACUGCAAAGUAUGGCGCGAAGGGGGGUCGGGCCUAUCCUGUGCAGUUGAUUCGUGGCCUCCUAAAGGGAGCCUCGACUGUGAUGCAAGUCAAUGGGGUGAGAUCGGACAGGUUGCGGGUGAC
Molecule: messenger RNA, 3825 nt
Organism: Chara braunii
Lineage: Eukaryota; Viridiplantae; Streptophyta; Charophyceae; Charales; Characeae
Source: the annotation of a GenBank genome assembly